Lottia gigantea (owl limpet) is the source of this 915-nucleotide messenger RNA. RefSeq lists its product as hypothetical. Lineage: Eukaryota; Metazoa; Mollusca; Gastropoda; Lottiidae. The annotation marks the transcript as partial. The record is from RefSeq and is a predicted model, not a curated record. The transcript has 2 exons.
AUGCAGCAUACGCACACAUGGGGGCAUUUAUCACGAUUAUCAACAAGCCGCGCUAGAUCUUUAGAAGACAGACAACAUUUAUCAACAAGGCAUGCUAGAUCUGUAGAACAUAGAGAACGUUUAUCACCAAGUCGGGCUAGAUCUAUAGAAGAUAAAGAACGUUUAUCAACAAGACGUGAAAGAUCUGUAGAACAUAGAGAACGUUUAUCACCUAGUCGGGCUAGAUCUAUAGAAGAUAAAGAACGUUUAUCAACAAGACGUGAAAGAUCUGUAGAACAUAGAGAACGUUUAUCACCUAGUCGUGCUAGAUCUAUAGAAGAUAAAGAACGUUUAUCAACAAGACGUGAAAGAUCUGUAGAACAUAGAGAACGUUUAUCAACAAGUCGUGCUAGAUCUAUAGAAGAUAAAGAACGUUUAUCAACAAGACGUGUCAGAUCUGUAGAAGAUAGAGAUCGUUUAUCAACAAGGCAUGCUAGAUCUGAAGCAGAUAGGGAACGUUUAUCAACAAGCCGUGCUAGAUCUGUAGAAGACGGACAACGUUUAUCAACAAGACAAGCUAUAUCUGUUGAAGAUAGAGUUCUUUUAUCGACAAGUAUGUCAACAAGGCAUGCUAGAUCUGUAGAAGAUAGAGAACGUUUAUCAAGACGUGAUAGAUCUGUAGAAGAUAAGGAACGAUUAUCAACAAGACGUGCUAGAUCUGUAGAAGAUAGAGAACGUUUAUCAUCAAGACGUGAUAGAUCUGUAUUAAAUAGAGAACGUUUACCAUUAAGACAUGCUAGAUCUGCAGAGGAUAUGGAACGUUUAUCAUCAAGACGUGCCAGAUCUGUAGAAGAUAGGCAAUGUUUAUUAGCAAGAUCUGGAGAAGCUAUGGAGCGUUCAUCAACAAGACGUGAUAGGGAACGAUUAUUCUCAAGA